Messenger RNA from Acaulospora colombiana, 163 nucleotides. NCBI's taxonomy places the organism in Eukaryota, Fungi, Glomeromycota, Glomeromycetes, Diversisporales, Acaulosporaceae. The record is from the annotation of a GenBank genome assembly.
AACAACGAGCAGCUGCCUAUAGCUAAUCCCAGCGUACCAAACUCUCCUGUGUAUGCAAAUUAUUCCUCAGCAUAUUCUCCUCCUCCCAGCUGGACCUCGAACCCAGUGACAGGAACCCCUGCCAACCCCGUCACGGAUGUGAACCAGUAUAGACCAAGUGCGG